This is a messenger RNA of Hydatigera taeniaeformis, 480 nucleotides long. NCBI's taxonomy places the organism in Eukaryota, Metazoa, Platyhelminthes, Cestoda, Cyclophyllidea, Taeniidae. The record is from the annotation of a GenBank genome assembly.
UACUACUACAUGCGGGCUGAAAUGAGCUUGGCUAUCGAAAUUAACCCAGACUCUGAAAUUAGUAUUCACGUCCAUGAUGCUGCGAAUGGAGCACUGUUGGAGAAGGAGAUGUUAUUUUUCCAACAAUAUUUUCACGAAACCCAGCAAAGCAACUACUACUAUAUUACCAUCUGUUCCGAUAUUCAAACAUUUAAGUGGCUUCUUACCUACAUGAAAUCCAAAAAUGAUCGCAAACUUGAUGUUUCAAACAUAUUGCCUGUCCUUGUUUCGGCUGAAUUUCUUCAAAUGCCGGAGUUAGUGGCUAGCUGCAUUGCCUUUUUAUGCGACCGAGUCACGGAGAUUCCGAGCUUAAUUGCCGACAUCGAUAUGGUGCGGCCGCCCACUUGGGAGAAAAUUGCUCGGCACUUUAUGCCUGGCAAAUUGAGUUCCUUAACCGAUGACUUUCUUCCUUUCAAAAAGUAUAUGAAUAAUUUACGCUGA